AUGUACGCAAGUUUGGAGCGAGAGACAAACGUCCAUCGAGCUGCCAAAGCAAGCGUCAAAAUCAAACCCAGGAUCAGCGACUUUCUUAUUUUUCUUCGCAGGAAGCAGGAACACAAAAUAGAGCAAACCACGCUACGACCUCUGGGGCUCCCGCUGCUGUAUAAGGAAGCUGUGCUCAUUGAAACAGUUUUGUUCCAUAUUUUGACGUGUUUUCACUCGAGCGAGGCCGACCUCGCAUGGAUUGAUACCCAGGCUGAUCGAUUGGCUUUCUUGCAUCGUCAUAUCUCUGAGCGGAAAAAGGGGGCCGUCUCCGGCACGCAUUUCACCACGGAAGAUGCGCAUACGCUAGCCCAGAAGCUCGGGUUCUCGAUCCUGGAACAGCAGCACUCAGUGCUCGUUCAGGCGUUGAACUUGAUGUCCAUAACAUGUCCCAGUAUUUUGAAAAUUGAUACCUUGGUUCCAUGGAUACGCUCGCUCUGUGCGGCCAGAAUCACCGAGGCCUGCGCUGAGUUGACUAACUUGACCGAGAUUCCAACAUGCGUUUCUUCAGACAUUCUUCUCCGAACCCCACUUAGCAUUGACGAGGUUGCACUUCAGCUCGACCUCUGGCAGACAUUCAUAGUGCCAAUCGCCCAGGAAUACCACGAGAGAAGGACACAUGUAACCAGCAUCAUUGAGAACCUUGUCUUUUAUACUGCCCAAUACGAGCCACGCAAACUUGAGACUUUUUUACAGGGUACGCUAUCCCUGUUGACGUCAACGAGGUCCGGCUUCACGUACAAGGUCAUGACCAACGACUUUGUCAACUCACUUAUUUAUUUUUUGGCACUCACAUUCAUCAAAAACAGCGCGGUGAGCCUGGCCUCACCCAUGCCCAGCAUCAAAGCCCAAAAGAUUCUUGUGGAAUACUUGGGCAACGAAAAGCUUUCCCAAAAGGGCUACGUGGGGAUCACGCUCCUCAUCUCACACGAAUCCGAGGACAAAGCCACCCGCUUGUUGGACCUCACCAGAACACGCUUUCCUGAGGAAUCGGAAUUCGUCCACUAUGCGAAAAUCUAUCUUUCCAACACGCCCGAGGAGCUCUUGCACACAUUCAACGUUGCCAUUCUCCAGCAUCCGCUCUCGGCGACCAUGUGGCUCAUGCUCAUCAAAAAGCUCCAGCAGCUCCACUUCCUCACUGAGAAGCGCAGCCAGCAGAUGCUCCUGGAGUUGCUUGCACGCAAACAAAACAUUAUCAUAUCCAAGGACGUGGUGUUGGUGUUGCUCAGCCUGAUCGAAAGCAUUAGCGGGAUUGAGGACUUCAUCCAGGCGCUCCAGAAACUGGACCUCUUCGUCAAGUUCCAGGGCAUCGUGCUCAACAAGUACAUGUCACUCCUCUAUCGGUACAACAAUGAGAAAAGCGUACACAAGCCAUACUUGGACAAAUUCAUCCACCACACCUCCAACGUCGAGUGCGCACGGUACCUCUACCAGCGCAAUGCGUGGAAAACAACCGGUAUCAUUGGCGUCAUGUUACACGGCGAGGCCAGCCACCGCCCCGGUGACCUCUACCAGCUCUACUGCGACGAGCUCCAGGGCAGUGUCCCAGACGAGGCGUGCUUGAGCGCCCUUCUCCGUGCAAGCAUGAAGCGGGUCAAUGGCAGACCGCUCUUGUGGGGCCUGCUCUACGCGCCGCAGGUGGCUGUGCACGAGUUCAAGCAGUAUGUGCUCAGCGAACCCGUGGCCAAAGACUCGAACGUGUGGGGCAUUGUCGCCUCCAACAGGUUGUGGCAGGUCUACAUCCACGCACUCCGAUCAGCGGAAUACACCGCGGAGUUGGCGGACAUCAUGCGUUGGUGGGAGGAAAUCGAAUUUGUUCCCUCGCGCAGCACCUUGACCCUUCUUCUCCGAGCAUUGCCCCCCGAGUUUGCUGACCGACACAUCAAACAUGCGCACUCGCUUCCACGCACCAGUGUUUCGUGGCCGUGGCCUUCUAUUGAGGAGGUCAGGGGUCACUGA
Molecule: messenger RNA, 1998 nt
Organism: Metschnikowia bicuspidata var. bicuspidata NRRL YB-4993
Lineage: Eukaryota; Fungi; Ascomycota; Pichiomycetes; Serinales; Metschnikowiaceae
Exons: 1
Coding region: 1-1998 (665 amino acids)
Source: RefSeq, a predicted model, not a curated record